This is a messenger RNA of Thermothielavioides terrestris NRRL 8126, 1546 nucleotides long. RefSeq lists its product as uncharacterized. Gene Ontology annotation, biological process: nucleocytoplasmic transport; activation of GTPase activity. The record is from RefSeq and is a predicted model, not a curated record. The transcript is spliced from 2 exons. Lineage: Eukaryota; Fungi; Ascomycota; Sordariomycetes; Sordariales; Chaetomiaceae. The coding region runs from base 182 to 1447 and encodes 421 amino acids. Gene Ontology annotation, cellular component: perinuclear region of cytoplasm; cytosol; nucleus. Gene Ontology annotation, molecular function: small GTPase binding; GTPase activator activity.
CUUCCUGACACUGAAGUUUACCCCUCCCCCACCAUAACAAACAAAUACCGAGUUCAGAGUCGAGACACCUGCGCCCCAUCCCGCAAAGCACAACUUCUCCCCUCGUGCGACUCACGCCAAAGCUGUGCGAUUGCAAGUAUCCCGGCGACUACGCCUGCAUAUUGCUUCUACUGUCUUGACAAUGGCUCCGUCGACCAAGAUCUUCUCCCUCGAGGGGAGGGGUCUGAAACUGGACACGGCUGAGGACCUCGAGACUCACAUUGCCGACCUCCGCGCCAUGGACGAUGUUGAGGAGGUGCACCUGCUGGGCAACACGCUGGGCGUUGGCGCUUGCAAGUUACUCGGCGAAGUGCUUGCGACCAAGAAAACGUUGCGGGUUGCCAAUCUCGCCGACAUCUUCACCGGCCGCCUACUCAGCGAAAUUCCUGCCGCGCUGUCUUCGCUCCUGACCUCGAUCCUGAACCUCCCGAACCUCAAUACCAUCAACCUCAACGACAACGCCUUCGGUCUCAACACGCAGGCGCCGCUGGUCGCCUUCCUCUCGGCGCACGUGCCGCUCCAGCACCUGUACCUCAACAACAACGGCCUGGGCCCGCACGCGGGCAUCCUAAUCGCCGACGCGCUCUCGGAGCUGCACGCCAGGAAGGAGGAGGCGCGCAAGCAGGGGCAGGUGGUGCCGGACCUGGAGACGGUCAUCUGCGGGCGCAACCGGCUCGAGAACGGCAGCAUGACGGCGUGGGCCAAGGCGUUCCGGCUGCACAACCGGGUGCGGGAGGUCAAGAUGGUGCAGAACGGCAUCCGCCAGGAGGGCAUCUCGCACCUGCUGAGCGAGGGCCUGCGCCACGCGUCGCGGCUCGAGGUGCUGGACCUGCAGGACAACACGUUCACGCUGCUGGGCGCCAGGGCGCUGGCCGCCGUCGCGCCCGGCUGGGCCGACCUCGUCGAGCUGGGCGUCAGCGACUCGCUGCUGGGCGCCAAGGGCGGCGUGCUGCUGGCCAAGGCGCUGGGCAAGGGGAAGAACAAGAAGCUGCAGAUCCUACGGCUGCAGUACAACGAGAUCACCGCCCAGGGCGUCAAGGCGCUGGCCGAGGCGGCAGCAGAGGCGCUGCCCGUUCUGCGGAAGCUGGAGCUGAACGGUAACAAGUUCACCGAGGAGGACGACUCCAUCAUCGCUCUGCAGGACCUCUUCGAGGCGCGCAAGGAGAAGCAGGCCGGCGACGUCGUGGUCGAGGACGACUGGGGCCUCGACAGCCUGAGCGACCUGGAGGAGGAAUCGGAGGCUGAAGAGGAGGAGGAGGAAGAAGAAGAAGAAGGGGAGCCGGACACUGAAGAGCUGGCCGAGAAGCUUAUCAAGGAGGCCGAGGAGGCGCAGGAGGAGCCGGUUAUCCAGGUGAAGGACAAGGAGGUUGAUGCGCUUGCAGAGAAGCUGGGGAAGGCGGCGAUCUAAGGAAGGUUGCCGCUAGAGAGAGGACACACAUCCGGACGGAGGCAGACGAUACCCAACACGACUGGUAGAUGGGAGUUUUGGGGCGGUUAUAGAGCAGGU